Messenger RNA from Epinephelus moara (kelp grouper), 8389 nucleotides. RefSeq names its product supervillin a (gene svila). The transcript is spliced from 41 exons. Gene Ontology annotation, biological process: cytoskeleton organization; actin filament severing; barbed-end actin filament capping. Lineage: Eukaryota; Metazoa; Chordata; Actinopteri; Perciformes; Serranidae. Bases 497 to 7402 code for a protein of 2301 amino acids. Gene Ontology annotation, molecular function: phosphatidylinositol-4,5-bisphosphate binding; actin filament binding. Gene Ontology annotation, cellular component: actin cytoskeleton; cytoplasm. The record is from RefSeq and is a predicted model, not a curated record.
CGUCUCUGUGCCUGUGAGGCUCAUUCUGAAGCAUGCAGGACACUCCAAUCUGCAGCAGGGAUGGGGCCUGAUUUGCUUGCCUUGGCUAAUGAGCUUAGCCCUUGCUGAGCAGCUUUGAGCCCUGCAGGACAGGUUGUUGUAAUGGGCACUGGUUAGCGGGUUGUUAAAGGAACCAGAGCGGAGGAGUGGAUCUCAGAAGGGGCAGAGCUGCAGCCACAGCUUCACCACUCCUCUGUUUGCCUACCAGGACCUCUACUUGUACCAGCACUGCGGCUGGGACGUCUCUCUCUCUACUCUCUCCCCUCCCUCUCUCCUCUGCCUCUCUCUGACGCUACCUGACUCCCCUCUCUCUCCGUCUCCGUCCGUCCCGGAGCACUGACAAACUGCUUUUGUAGCUGCAUCACCUCUCAGGCAGCUGCCCCUCUUUCUACCCUGUCUUUCCAUCUCUUUCAGUUCUUUUCUGUCUCCCCCCUCUCCCUUCGACUUUGUUGCCAAAAUGUAUCGGAACCCUUGGAUCUCGAAUUACCUGACUCAUGUCAAGUUUUGCAGCCAAGGCCUCGGGAGUGAGACCCCCAUUAAACUAAGCAACCCCAGACUGCUACAGAAGAGAGCUUUGAGCUUCCAGAAAGAAUUCUCCUUCGACGAAAAAGACGACCCAGCAAAAAGCACCAAGGAUAUAGAUGUUAGUCUCUUGGCCAAUCUCCCCAAAGUCUCUGAAUUGAGGAAACGAUUUGAAGGCAUUACAACAAGCUCAAGUGACUGGGAAAUGAACAGAAAGGAACGCAUCGCCCGGCGGCUGGAGGGCAUCGAAGGUGAGGUGCAUCCGUCUCUGCUGCCUAGCUUGGUGGCCAACCGGCUUCUUGAGGAGGACACACCACGAUACACCAGGGCCUCUGACCCCUGCGAGCCCUGUGGUGUGACACUCCAGCGGUAUGGCACGGAGGGAUUCGAAAGCCCAGAGAUGCAGCUCACGGCUCCAGAACGGCAGUCCAGAGCCCGAUGCAGACCUGACCCUCAGUCCUCCAUCCACACAGAGCCCGUCUACACUUCAGGCUCCGCCCCGAGUGCCCCAGAGCUGGAGUCCAAGGCUGAACGCAUCGCCCGCUACAAGGCGGAGCGGCGCAGGCAGCUGGCUGAGCGCUAUGGCAUCUCUUUAGAUCAGGAGCCGGAGGUGGACCAACCACCCCGCUACACUCGCACCCGGAAGGAGUCAGAAGGCUCAGAGAGGCGUCACAGAGGAGAGUCGGUAGGGGAGGACGGGAGGGAUAUCACCCUGAGCCCAAGGGCAGCACGCACAGCGCCUCACCACGGCCACCCCGACUCAGGUUACGAGACGGGUCGAAGCAGGGCGGACUCGUUCUCAGAGAAGGAGAGGCUGAUGAACCUGGAGAAUCAACGCAGAGCUGCUCCUCCUGAGCCUCCGUCCUCGUCCUCAUACAUGGAUGUGACAUCAUUGUCCUCAGCUGCCAGGGUGCCCUCCAAGGACUACGCAGUCACAGGGAUGCCGCCCAGUUCCCCCAAGCUGAACAGGCAACCUUCCCUCUCCUCACCUAAGCAUGGGGUGUCUCCUGGGGACUUAUUCAUCGAGCAGCAGGCCCACAACAUCCUCAGCCGACAGGGAAUCAGAGUUAGAGAGAGGCUUGCCAGGGAGGAGGGUCGCCAGAGGAGCCCAGAGCUGGGAAAUGUUACAGAAGCCCCGGUGUACCGCAGACAGUUUCAACACCAGGCUCAAACCUCUACACGCCACCACACAGACCCACCAGGCCCCCACCAGGUUUACUCCCAUCCCCACCAUCACCCCCAGGCUCAGCUCACCCGAGGUGGACCACAGGGAGGACAAGAAGUUAGCGGUUACCCCAGCUACCUGUCCAUGGCCACUGGUCCCACAUCCAGAGCUGGGCAGCAGCAGCAGGAGGAAGAGACAGACGAGUCAGAGGAUGUGAAAACAGAGGGUCUUCUGAGGAGCAGGAAAGCAGUGCUGCCUUCUGAGAUCCGCCGCAGGGAGAGGAGCACUGAGGACCCACGCAGAGGAAGAGGAGAAGAGGAUCUAGGGAUGUCCAGGGCGCUGAGUCUCAGCCAGGCAAGGGAAGCUGAGGCAGAGGAUCCUGCAAGAGGAGGACACCGAGGCAGAGCCAGGCGGGACGACACAGAGCACACCUCCCGUCUGCAAGCAUCAGAGAGCAGGCACAGAGAGCGGGACAAUGCUAUCUAUAUCCAAAAAGGGAUGGCUGCCACCCACGUCCAGCCCAGAGCGCCACAUGCAGGCCAAGGAAGCUCCACCUCUAACACAGCCCUGAGCCGCUUGGUGUCAGACGCUGGGGCAGGUCAAAGGAACCUGCAGCACCACACCCACGACCCCAGAGAGGUCAGGGAGGGCGACGGGUUUGGUAACAGAGAGAGUCACCAGGACAGCCGGGUGUCUGUGGCCCAGCUCAGACACUCCUACAUGGAGAGCACCACCACUCCUCCGACCAGCCGCAGGAACGAGCUUGAGCUUGAAGGGGACGGGGCGCUCGCAGGCUACGAGGCCCCAAGGAGAGGGGAGAGGGACAGGGGGCGCAGGCCCCGGCAGUAUAUCUAUCCCGGGGAGAGUAGAAAGACCUCAGAGAGGUUUAGGACGCAGCCCAUCACUUCUGCUGAGCGCCAGGAGACUGAUAGGUCCUGUGUGAGUUCAGAUCUUGCCUCUGCUGAAGCUGAUGAAGAGAAGCUCGAUGAACGGGCCAAGCUGAGCGUAGCAGCCAAGCGCUCUCUCUUCAGGGAACUGGAGAAAAGCAUUGAUGGCGGAGCUCCUAAACUUCGCUCCAGGAAUGCAGCGGUGGACAGGAGACUAAGACGGACACAAGACCGAUCCAGAACUCAGCCUGUCACCACCGAGGAGGUCGUCAUCGCUGCCACCGUCCCCUCUCACGUGCCACACACGGUGACUGUGCACACUGCUGGGGCACGCGUCCCUAGCCCCACCCUAGUUUGCAGCACUGUCCCGCCAUACAGCCUGCAGGCAUCCUCGCAGCAGAGCGCAGCCGCCCGGGAUCAGGCGCAGGAGACACGAAGGCAGCAGGAGGCCCAGCAGGUAAAGGAGGUCCGGCAGAUGCAGGAGACCCGGGAGGUCCAGAGCUCUAAGCCCGUGUCCACAGUGGAGGGAAAAGACCAGAGCCAGGGUCAGGGGGGUCAGGAUGAGCCUGACCUCUGCACCCUCAGCCUGGCAGAAAAGAUGGCUCUGUUCAACAGACUGGCUCAGCCCCCCAUCAGGGUCACCCGCACCAGAGGGGACACACGCCAGCGCAGGGCCAACGCUCGCUACCAGACACAACCCAUCACACUGGGAGAUAUGGCGCAGCUUCAAAACGGCACAGGCUCUCGCUACGGAGAUCCCCCAACUUCAUCAUCUCCCUCCGCUCUGAGAGAAGGCACCGUCUCCACUGACCACGCCGGAGACAUCCACAUAACCCGAGCUCCCAGCUCUGACAGGGCUCUGCCCCCUCGCCACCCAGAUGGCCCCGUCUGGAGGUCCCUGGGAGAAGACGUAGCAGAUCUGGGAGGAGGGAAGAGGAAGCUGCCCUCUCCUGAAGCAGCGGUCAGACAGGCCGCUCUGCCCCAGCCACAGACUGGGAGAGAGAGGAGGGAGGUGGAGGAGGAGGAGGAGGAGGGGCAGCAGUGGCAGACCAGGGGGUGGGGAGACAAAGCGGUGCAGAGCUCAGAGAGGCACAUGCUCCAGGAGAGGCAGGAGGACGGACACUGCCGGGACAGCCAGAGGAGCAGGGCCAUCAGUGGAGAGCUGCAGGAGUCUAAUGUGGUAACACCCAGAGCAGCGGCUGGUUCGGCGGACGCACACACAGACGGCCUGGUUCAGUUUGAGGACGACGAGGAGAUGAGCGACGCGAUGAUGGCCAGACACAUGUCCAUCAGAGAGAGAGUGGCCUUGUUGAAGAAGAGCGGCGAGGACGACUGGAGGAACAGGAUCAAUAAGAAGCAGGAUGUGGCAAAGGUUGCCGUCGGCGAGCAGCACGCUCAGCUCUGGGAGGUGGAGCAGAGCUUCAAGAAGAAGGACGAUGAAGCACUGAUGAUGAUCGAUGAGUUUGCAGUGUCCGACCAGCUCUGGGAGCCAGUCUUUGCCUCUACUUUCUCUCCCGAGCCUCCUCUCCUUUCUCCUUCCCCUGAUGAGUCAGCCAGCCAGACCACCAGAUCUCCCAGACCCAUGCAGGUGGAUGAGAGACACCCCUGGAGACGGAAGAGGAUAGCUGAGGCUGAGAUGGAGAGCCAGGGCAUGGACGCCCACAUGUCCAUCCAGGAGAGGAAACAGCUGAUAGUAGCCCAAGAGGAGGCGUGGAAGACGAAAGGACACGGAGCCGCCAACGACUCCACCCAGUUCACCGUGGCUGCACGAAUGGUGAAGAAAGGGUUGGCCUCCCCCGCAGCCCUCCAGUCUCCAGUGUCCUCCAAACCCAAGAUCAGCAGCGUGGCCAUCUCCAAACCACAGGAAGAGAUCAAGGCCGUACCAGAGCUGAACCUGGAGUCUGACCUGAAGCUGGAUAAACUGGAGUCAUUCCUCGGCAAGCUCAACAGUAAAGUGUGCGGACUGCCAGAAGCGACCAUCACAGUCACACAGAAGAAGGUAAAGGAAGUAAUGACCCUCGAAGAUGAAACGUUUUCCAAGUUCUACCGCCAAGUGGAGGAGCUCCCCGCCACCACCAACAAGGUGGAGAUAGACGAAGACUUUGACGCCAUCUUCGGUCCCCAGGUGCCAAAGCUGACCUCGGAGAUGGUGCAGCACAAGCGAGCGGUGCGCCCGGCGCGUAACGUCCAGUCGUCUAGAAACCCUCUGAAGAUGCUGGCUGCCAGGGAGGACAUCAGACACGAGUACACGGAGCAGAGGCUCAACAUCGGCCUGCUGGAGAGCAAGAGGAUGAAGGCUGAGAAGAUGAAUAAGAACUCUGGUUUCUCUGACGUGGCUCUGGCUGGCCUGGCGAGCAAGGAGAACUUCAGCAACGUCAACCUGCGCAGCGUCAACAUCUCCGAGCAGAUGUCCAACAACAGCGCCGUGCCGUACAAGAAACUCAUGCUUCUACAGGUCAAAGGCCGACGGCACGUCCAGACCAGGCUGGUGGAGCCCAGAGCGUCCUCCCUCAACAGCGGCGAUUGCUUCCUGCUCAUCACGCCGCACCACUGCUUCGUCUGGACCGGAGAGUUUGCCAACGUCAUCGAAAAGAACAAAGCGUCAGAGUUAGCAAACUUCAUCCAGAGAAAGAGGGAUUUGGGUUGCCGAGCGAACUACGUCCAGGUCAUCGAGGAGGGCGUCGGCACGAACAGCCACGCAGCCAAGGAUUUCUGGAAGAUUCUGGGAGGGCAGUCGAGCUAUCAGUCUGCAGGAACUCCAGAUGAGGACGAGCUGUACGAGGGAGCCAUCGUGGAGACAAACUGUAUUUACCGCCUGAUGGAUGACAAACUGGUCCCAGAUGAUGAUUUCUGGGCCAAGGUGCCCCGUUGUUCCCUGCUCGACCCCAAGGAGGUGUUAGUGUUUGACUUUGGCAGCGAGAUGUACAUAUGGCAUGGAAAGGAAGUGACGCUGGCACAGAGGAAGGUGGCCUUCCAGCUGGCCAAGCACCUGUGGAACGGCACCUUCGACUACACAAACUGUGACAUCAACCCGCUCGACCCCGGAGAGUGCAACCCACUCAUACCCAAGAAAGGUCAGGGCCGACCUGACUGGGCGGUGUUCGGCAGACUGACCCAACACAACGAAACCACCCUGUUCAAAGAGAAGUUCCUGGACUGGAGCGAAUCCAGGAAAUCACCCAGUCCCACAAAAAACAACGACCUCAUCGCCGAUCAAAAGGAGCAGCCCACGUCCGAUCAGCCCCAUGUGUACAACGCCUCCCUGAUGCUGCCCGUCGAUCAGGCGCCCGUCUGCACCAAACUGGACGGGUUUAACGUGGGGCGGGGCUACGGCCUGGUGGAGGCGGAGGAGUGGCGGAGCUACGAGAUCACCACGCUGGGGGUGGAGGUGUGGCACAUCCUGGAGUUCGACUACAGCCGCCUGCCGCGCCAGAGCAUCGGGCAGUUUCACGAGGGCGACACGUACGUGAUGAAGUGGAAGUACAUGGUCAGCACUGCAGUUGGAAGGAGACAGAACCCGGAGCAGCAGAAGACGGCGGGGGCGGGGAAGGAGAAGUGCUGCUACUUCUUCUGGCAGGGCCGCAACUCCACCGUCAGCGAGAAAGGAACAUCUGCACUGAUGACGGUGGAGCUGGACGAGGAGCGGGGAGCACAGGUUCAGGUGCAGCAGGGUAAAGAGCCGCCAUGUUUUCUGCAGUGCUUCAAAGGAGGGAUGGUCAUCCACUCAGGGAGGAGAGAAGAGGAGGAGGAGAACUCCCAGAAUGACUGGCGCCUGUACUGUGUGCGAGGGGAGGUGGAGGUGGAGGGCCACCUGCUGGAGGUGGCCUGUCACUGCAGCAGCCUGCGCUCCAGGGUCUCGAUGGUGCUGCUGAGCGUCAGCCAGGCCCUCAUCUACCUGUGGCACGGCUGCAAGUCUCAGGCACACACGCGGGAGGUGGCUCGCACCGCCGCCAACAAAAUCAAAGAACACUGUCCUCUGGAAACAGGCCUCCACAGCAGCAGCAAGGUGACCAUCCGGGAAUGUGACGAGGGAGCUGAGCCCUCAGGAUUCUGGGAACCUCUCAGCAGGAGGGACAGGAAAGCGUACGACUGCAUGCUGCAAGACCCAGGGAGGUUUAACUUCUCGCCACGUCUGUACCAGCUGAGCAGCAGCUCGGGGGAGUUUGCAGCUGUGGAGUUUCUGUUCCCUGCCAGAAACCCUAAGGAGGUUAACUCUAUGCCUUUCCUGCAGGAGGACCUUUAUGCAGCUUCUCAGCCAGCCCUGUUCCUUGUGGACAACCACCACGAGGUGUAUCUGUGGCAGGGCUGGUGGCCUCAGGACAGCGAAAGCACCGGCUCAGCCCGGAUCCGCUGGGACUCGGACAGGAAGUGCGCCAUGGAGACGGUGCUGCAGUACUGUAAAGAGAAGAAUGGGAAGAAGCCUCCCAAAGCGUAUCUGAUCCACGCUGGUCUGGAGCCGCUCACCUUCACCAACAUGUUCCCCAGCUGGGAGCACAGAGAGGACAUCGCUGAGAUCACUGAGAGGGAGGCAGAGGUGUGUAACCAGAUUAUUCUAGUGGAGGACGUGUUGGCCAGGCUGUGUAAGACCACAUACCCGCUCGCAGAGCUUCUGGCCCGGCCACUUCCUGAGGGCGUGGACCCUCUUCGCCUGGAGGUCUACCUGUCUGAUGAGGACUUUGAGGGUGUAGGGGCUAAUGGGAAGAAAGCCCUGGAGAUGAGCAGAGAGGAGUACGGGGGUUUGCCCGGAUGGAAGCAGGUGAACUUGAAGAAAGCCAAGGGACUUUUCUGAGUGUAUGAAACAGAGCUCUGACCUGAGGACACCAGGAUGUUGUUUGUCUCCUCUUCUGUUUACGUGUGGACACAGCAGAGGCUCAGGGGCUGCCUCUCCUGAGUCAACCCUUCGAUGGAGGGUUGAGGAGUGAUGAAGGUAUGGAAAAGGUGAUCAGUGGACGAGAGGUGUGCCAGCUUCUUGUGCUGCGGAUUUCCCUCCCAUCUGCUUUUUGUGUUGGUAUUGUGGUCGUGUGAGUAGGAGCAAACGUAGGCGAAUGCACUUCUGAGUGAACGUGUUCUUUAAAAUCACUCUGGAAACUUGAAGUUUCAGAUGACGUCCAUGAGCAGGGAGUGCAGGUGGAAGAACUUUACUGAAUUUAAUGUUAAUGUACAUAUGUACCAUACGCACAACAGCCCAGUGCCCUUACAUUGCAGCCAUGUGUCAGAGUGGGAGCAGGCCUGUCAACCUGCUCCACACACUCCACAUCACACUCUCUGCUAUUCUUGUAUGUAUGUUUGUGCAUUACAGAUAAUUUAUAUUUAUCAAGUCCACAUAGGAAUUUUUUAAAAAGCAGCGUCAUGAAUAUUCACCGAGCUAAAACCGAUUGAAUGAGCUGUGUAAUUAAUGUGGAGGAGGUCUGUGUCAUAUGUUGAUAGAUAGUGGAUAUUACAGAACUCUCCCUCGCUGUACAGAUCACCAUUUGCCAUUUACAAAUCAAGCAAUGCAGCUGCGUUGAAAUGCGUCGAGUGUCAUUAUUGUUUCAGGCAGAGAAAAAAGGACACAGGCUGGAUGCACGGCGAAGACAGUGACGAUGAAAUGUAUUUGAUUUUUCAACCCUACAGUGUAUAGUGCCUUGCUUUUGUGUACAGUUUAUAUACAGAUCCUAGUCUGCAUUUUGAAGACUUUUUUUGUGAUAUAAAGAAAUAUUAGAGAAAUAAACUCUGAAUGUUGGAAAGUAAGAACAUCAUUGCUGCCUUUUGUUUCUUCUAUGGUUUUGUAUUAAGU